AUGUCUGACUGUCAAGGGUGUGUUGUCAGACUUCGAGGACUUCCAUGGGCAACAAAAGUGGAUGAGGUCGUAUAUUUUUUGAGAGAAUGCAGAAUUGUUGGGGGUCCAGACGGAGUUCAUUUUACUUAUUCUCGAGAAGGACGGCCCAGCGGGGAAGCCUUUGUGGAGCUAGUCUCAGAAGAUGAUGUCACACAUGCACUUGCACAAAAUAAUGAGCAUAUUGGAAACAGAUACAUUGAAGUAUUCAGAGUGGACAGAUCAGAGAUGGAAUGGAUGGUCAAGAGAGCUGGCGCAGGCGUUGCACAGAACCAGGGCAUGACAGAUGCUGUUGUCAAGCUAAGGGGUUUACCAUUCGGCUGCUCUAAAGAAGAAAUUGCUCACUUUUUUGCAGGGUUGGAGAUAGUUCCAAAUGGAAUUAUGCUCCCAGAAGAUCGUCAGGGGCGGAGCACUGGGGAGGCGUUUGUUCAGUUUGCAUCACCGGCAAUAGCGGAGAGGGCUUUGGAAAAACACAAAGAGAGGAUAGGUCACAGGUACAUUGAAAUUUUCAAGAGCAGCAUGGCAGAAGCAAAUGCUGCAGGUGGCCUUCGAGGAGGCAUCCGCCCUCUCAUGGCCGGAGGUAUGCCCCUGCGACCCGGACCAUAUGACAGGGGAGACAGAUUUGGCAUGGGCAUGGGAAUGAUGGGUAUGCCUUAUGGUUUCUUUGAGGAUGAAUAUGAUGACUAUGGCUAUGACGGUGGAAUGGGCUUUGGCAUGCGUAACCGUCGCGGAGGGCCAGGGCUGAUGCGGGGUGGCCGUGGCAUGGGCAUGGGAAUGAUGGACCGUCGAGGGGCACAGCCCGGAGCUUGCUACAUAAGUAGGACAGGACAUUCAGUUCACAUGCGAGGUCUACCUUUCCAAGCAGUGGAACAAGAUGUCUUUGAUUUCUUUUCUCCUAUUCAACCGGUGAGAUGCGAGUUUGAGUUUGGUGAUAAUGGGAGACCAACUGGGGAAGCCAAUGUUGACUUUGCAACUCAUCAGGAAGCACUUGAAGCCAUGAAGAAGCACAAAUGCAAUAUGCUGGGGGGUUCUGUAGCUGGCAGUGGUGGCUUCUAUAGCUGGCAGUGGCAGUUGGUAUACUCUUCCUCCCCCCCAACCUCCCGAAUAUGGGGCCUGAGAAGCUACGCAGGGAUGUUGGUCUCUAAUAUAACACUUUUCCCUUCUCUCUUGAUAGUAAGUAUGCAUCACCAGCCUUCUCAGGUGAAAAUUAAACAGCUCAUGUGUGCAAGUUUUCAUGCCGAGAGGUGGCAUGCUGGGGGUUGGUAA
This is a messenger RNA of Candidula unifasciata, 1302 nucleotides long. The record is from the annotation of a GenBank genome assembly. Lineage: Eukaryota; Metazoa; Mollusca; Gastropoda; Stylommatophora; Geomitridae.